AUGGGUACCUCCACGGUCCAUCCUUCGCAACGGCGGCUGUCCUGCGAUGUCUGCCGUCGGCACAAGACGAGAUGUCUACGCAUCAAGCAAAACGACCCAAAAUGUGCACGAUGUACUAUGCUCGACGAGGAAUGCAGCAUUGGUGGGCCGAAGAAGGUCGGGAGACCCAGGAAGUCAGACUUGCCAGCUGGCCAGCAUGCACGCAGAAAGUCGAUUGAGGAGACCGGAGCGAAGCCAGUUCGAUUGAAGAAGAAACAGACGACCGCAAGGAACCAGCAGAGCGACCCAGCCACUUCGAGCGAGUCACCAGACUCGGACAUCUUCUUGGAGAUAAACGACCAAUACGAAAUUGAGAACAUGAUGUUCCCAACAACAAUACCAUCAACCACAGCUUCUACAGCGGCGCCGCCGGCUAUUGAAACCACAACAAAUAUUAUCUUUGCCCUCGAGUCAUCGUGGUCUACUCCUAGAACAGCUGAACUGCAGACUCCAUCAUUCCCUGAGCGACUGCCGUUGAAGAUCUCAAGUUGCUUCAAGCACAGCUCCGCUUUUGCCGACUACGACUGGAACAUAGAUGAAAAUGAUAUGUCAAAGGCAAAGUCGAGUCGGCUCGACCUUACUGUCAUUUGCUCUAACCCUGCAGGCCUGGUGAUUCCAGAGCUAGGCUCCCCCGUGGCUAGUAUCGAGCUUUCAGACGCUCUGUCUAAGCUGUCGAAGCUCAACAACGACUUACACACCCGCAUGGCCGCCAUUGAAUCGCAUCGGUCCGUCAUCACCCUGAGCAGCAUCCUCUUCCGCGAGGGCCCGCUAUUUAUCGACAGCCUCACGCUUGGAGAGUUCACAUUGGAGUCAACUCAGGAUCUCUUCCAGGUGCUAUCGCGGCUUCUCAACAACCGAAAAUGCCAUCCGCCAGUUGAGAGUGUGCACAUGCUCGAUAUUGUGAACCUGCCGGGCCUGGACGGCCAGUCUUCGUCGCCACAUCCUUACGGAGGUGGACACAAUGGACCAAGGCCCGGCUUUGCCUCCUCCAUCACAUCCGCCUCUCUACCGCCGUUACGAGCUCCUCUUUUCUUAACCAUCGCAGCCGUCUUCACUCAGAUCAUAUCCCUCCAUGAGGUUCUCCUCAAGCAUAUAAUCCUCUGGCUCUCCAUCGAACCCCUCAGACCCAUCUCGGGACUCCGGACCGGCGAGGCGUCGACACAGGAUCUUUGCGUGCAGGGCAUACGCUAUUGCAACGCCACCCUCAGCUUCCUGGAGAGAAUCGAGCAGAUCCUUGGCCUCUCCGGGCUGCCCGAGUGGGGAGGGUCGGGGCUGCUGUCCAUGCAGCAGAUCGAUCUGCUCUGGAGCGUGCUGGACGGCGGCGAAGGUAUCGCUCCGGGCCACGGUUUCAUGCGGCCGGCGUAUGUGAGGAAGUCGCUGUGGAAGGCAUCGUCAGUCAUGAGUCGAGUCAUGCCCCAGUAA
Molecule: messenger RNA, 1461 nt
Organism: Fusarium subglutinans
Lineage: Eukaryota; Fungi; Ascomycota; Sordariomycetes; Hypocreales; Nectriaceae
Product: C6 zinc finger domain protein
Exons: 1
Coding region: 1-1461 (486 amino acids)
Biological process (GO): regulation of DNA-templated transcription
Molecular function (GO): zinc ion binding; DNA-binding transcription factor activity, RNA polymerase II-specific
Source: RefSeq, a predicted model, not a curated record